Molecule: messenger RNA, 1020 nt
Organism: Elephantulus edwardii (Cape elephant shrew)
Lineage: Eukaryota; Metazoa; Chordata; Mammalia; Macroscelidea; Macroscelididae
Gene: MGME1
Product: mitochondrial genome maintenance exonuclease 1
Exons: 4
Coding region: 1-1020 (339 amino acids)
Biological process (GO): mitochondrial DNA replication
Cellular component (GO): mitochondrion
Molecular function (GO): single-stranded DNA exodeoxyribonuclease activity
Source: RefSeq, a predicted model, not a curated record
AUGAAGGCUUUUCAGAUCAUUUGCAGACAGCUCAGAAGUUCAAAGAGGUUUUCUGUAGAACUUACAUCAUGUGUAGGUUUCUCUACUACUUAUUCAUGUGGCCGGAAGAAAAAAAUGAGCUCUUACAAAAAAGUGGACCAAGAGAAAUACUCAGAUUUAGUACAGUCUGUGCUGUCAUUCAGAAGCAAUUCUCAGACGCCAGAGUCACUGUUUGAGGAAGAUACUCUACUCUAUGGACCAUUGAGUAAGCAGAAGUCCCCACAGCAAGAUGAGGAAGCAAGGGCUCCACAAAGUUGGUUUCCUCUCUUCAAUCCAGAGAAAAGAGUAGAAUCAAAUUCAGCAAGCAACCCUUCAAUUCCUUUGAAAAUCCCUUUGCAAAGGAAUGUGAUACCAAGUGUGACCCGGGUCUUACAGCAGACCAUGACAGCAGAACAGACGUUCUAUUUGGAGAGGUGGAAACGGCGGAUGAUCCUAGAACUGGGAGAGGAUGGUUUUGCAGAAUAUACAUCAAACACAUUUUUACAUGGAAAACAGUUCCAUGAAGCUUUGGAAAGCAUACUUUCACAGGGCAAUUCAAAAGAGAGAGAUGAAAAUCUGCAGUCUGGCUACAUUGAAAGUGUCCAGCGUGUUCUGAAAGACAUCAGUGGUGUGCGAGUUCUUGAAAGUGCUGUUCGACAUGAAGCCUUGAAUUACGUGGGUCUGCUGGACUGCGUGGCAGAGUAUCAGGGCAGAUUGUGUGUGAUUGAUUGGAAGACAUCAGAAAAACAAAAGCCUCUGAUCCAAAAUACAUUUGACAACCCGCUGCAAGUUGUGGCGUAUAUUGGUGCUGUAAACCAUGAUGUCAACUACAGCUUUCAGGUUCAGAGUGGCUUAAUUGUGGUGGCCUACAAAGAUGGAUCCCCUGCCCACUCACACUUCAUGGACACACAACUCUGUUUCCAGUACUGGGCUAAGUGGCUUCAUCGACUGGAAAGAUACACAGAGAAGCAAAAGAGCCAGAAUAUUCAAAAGCCCAACUAG